CAGAAAGACCGAUUGGUGAGCUGAUCUGCUACUGCAACAACCUUAAUUAUUGAAGCGUUCUUUAAUGUUUGUACAUAAAUAAGACUUGAUUUUAGUUGUAUCUGUUUUUCUGUCUUUAUUUUUGCAGUGUUACUGUGAUACAUGUAUGAAUUAUAAUUUUAUAAUUAUAAUGCUAGUAACGUAAUAGUCGCAUCUACUGGUAUGUUAACAUCAGGCACCCAGCACUGACUCUGUUGGUACUAUUUUCCACGCAAAAAUUCCUUGGCAUUUUGACUUACAGACACCGCUACUAGCAUACAACACAAUGCACGUCUCUUCUUUCUGCCCCUCGGUUGCGCGCGCAACCAGUUAGUGACGUCGCCGUGCAACCCGUCUAUAACCAUGUGGGUUGACGUCACAUGUUUGCAAAGUGUCCCUAAAUUCCAUCCGUAUGCUUCAGGAAGUAGUGAUUCACUGCAGCAGGACAGAAAAGCUUCUGGAUAAACCCCAACAUUUUAUUUCAUGUCGACAUAAACUCGCGUUUCCUAAUGUUUAUGAACUGAGGUAUGAUAAAAGGUCGUUAGUUUCGUAGCUGUUUAAAAAAAGCACAAAAAUGCUCGGACGUGUGCUAGCAGCAUGUGCUAACAACAAGUCAAUGCGCUAUAGUGGAGUAUGGACCUGAACUUAAAAUAACAACAUGAUUCAGUAACUCAAAUGAAAUUGAAUCGUAUCCGCAUCUAACCCGCACACACGUUAAUGUAACAGCUAACAGUUUAGUUGAAACGUGUAAUACAAUACUUGAGGUCACAUUCGACACUGUUGUUUGAAGGAAAAGUAGCUGAGCCAGUCUAAAUUGAUCCGAGUAUUUUCAUCCAUAUACUCAAUUAUGUCCGAUCUUACACAUGCGUUUCAGUCACAGUUGUCCGGGGUCAUGGAGACUGUGUUCAAAGCAGCCAUAUUUGAGAUCACAAGGCUGGUGGAGGAGAGUUUCAUGAAGGAAAUGUCCCGAAGUCGGGAACAGGUGGAGACUCUGAAGAAGAGACUGCAAUGGAGCGAGUCAAGGUGGAAAGGUCAAGAGUCAACAGGUGCCAGCAGGUGUACAAAGUGUGGUAAAGCUAACGAGGAAGAUAAAGAAACAUCAACACCACUAACGUUAGAAAAUGAUCGUGGUCUCAAACAGGAGAGUGUUCGAGAAAGGAGCUGGGGAAGCUGUGAGUUGGAGACUGACACACUUUUGGGAAAAGAAAGAUCAGAAGACCGAACGAGCCCUAAUCCCACAGCAGAGUCUGCAAAUACAGAGGACAGGAAACUGGACUGCAUACUAAAAGAGGAGGUGCUGUAUAAUACCACUGAUAAAAAGGAACUUCAGGAUGGGUGGACACUGGAUACUGAAGUAGCCGAGACUUCUGACUUCUCAGCUCCCAGUUACAGUGAGCAAGAACUUCAACAGAUUCAGGAAGAAUGGAGCACUGGACUUGUUAAGUCUACUGAUGAUGGGCCUUACGCAGAUAUUACAGACGUUCAGGGGCUGGCAUACCGAAUGCGGUACAACACGGAGGAGCUGGAUGACUAUAAUAAACUGGACAUGGGAGACCUGAAUGUUCUUGGAGAAAGAACUGAAGAGACACUGGGUGCUGUUCAAAAUGACCUUAAUGUGGCUAUGGAAGGUGAAAGACAUCAGACUAGCUUUUCCAAUAAGAGUAAGAAAAGAAAUAGAGGCUCUUUUCCUGCACAGGUUAACCCGGAAACAGAAGGCAUUGGUAGACACAUGCACUGUUUACUUAUUAAUGAAGAAGGCCACUUACAGGAACUGAGUGCCCUCGGCGAAGUUCAGAAUGGGGUUGCAGGACAUGCUGACCAUAGAGGAAACUCAGCACUUUAUGGUGAAAAUACAGCAAACGAUGGGUCUGGUGGACUAUAUAAGGAACAUGCAUUUAACCAUUCUCAAGAUGAAAGACAAGUUUUUCGAGUCAACGAUCCUUCUCUAAAAGACUACCCGCUCUCCCAAAGAGUCAGUUCAACCGAUGCAUACAACUGUAACCAGUGCGGUAAGAAAUUCACUCAGGCCUGCAAUUUAAAGGUUCACCAGCGUGUCCACCAGCGGGACGGUCUCCACUUGUGCAGCCACUGUGGGAAAGGUUACUCAUCGUUCAGUGACCUGCAAAGGCACCGAUGCAAUCAGACUGGGGAGAAGCCGUACAUUUGCACGCUUUGUGGAAACCGAUUCAGCCGACUGUGGAAUCUCAAGCUGCAUAGGCGCAUUCACACGCAGGAGAAACCACACCAGUGUACUGUGUGCAAUAAGAGCUUUACCCGGGCAGAUAUCUUAAAAGUCCAUCAACGCACCCAUACAGGAGAAAGACCGUACUGCUGUGGUAUUUGCGGACUCAGCUUCAAACGCCUGGACCACCUUAGGUCACAUCAGCGCAAACAUAGUGCUGACCUAAACAGUCAGUGAUUUAAAUAACACUGACUGCAUUGUAAUACGUUUAUACUGGGAGAUUGGAAACAGGUGUUUCUCACGAAGCAUAACACUGGUUAUGUAAAAAAACUCUCUGAAGUAUGCAAUUGUUCGGUCUGUCUGUUGAUCUUUGCUGAAAAUGUUGGUAGCCAUGUUUUUUACUGCCAUGCAUUUGAUUGGCUAUUUAUCUUAGAUGUUUUCAAAGGAGUAUCUUGUGUCUAAUAAUGGCUUGCCUGCCUAUUUAACCCGUUAACUGGUGCUGUCCCAUGCACGGACAGGUUUACUUCAGUAUUUUUAAUGUAAAUGUUAAUCUAUCGCAACAAACUAUAUAUUGUUGGAAAGGUCUAAGAACGUAGUUUUCAUAUUUCAAAACCUUUAAGCAGUAAGUAAUAAUAAUUUAUUCAUUUGUGAAAAGAGUAUGCAAACCUCACAACAAACCAACACAAACCUCAGUUUUUUGACAAUUAUAUGUAUUAAAAAUAAUACUAUAUUGCAUUUUUUUAUUUAUUACAAAUAAAUGUAAACUGCUAUGAAAACAAAAUGAUGUUUUCAUCUCCAAACACUUCUGUAAAUAAUGUUAAAGUGGCUUCUUUAAAACAAGACCAAAAUUAGGCUUCUUAACCAAAAAAUGCCAGAGUUAUAUUAAUUUGAAGGUGUACAUCACCUUUUCACCCCCCACUCAAAAAGUGCUGCUCCAGUUAAAGGGUUAAUAUUGCCUAUUUUCUGCACUAGAUUUGAGCUACAUUACCAUGCAAUGUUCUUUUAAAUAUUUCUCAUCUGUUAUGUACCUGUUGACUGUCUUCGCAGGUUGGGUAAUGCAAAAUAAACAUGAAAAAUUAU
Molecule: messenger RNA, 3280 nt
Organism: Paramisgurnus dabryanus
Lineage: Eukaryota; Metazoa; Chordata; Actinopteri; Cypriniformes; Cobitidae
Source: RefSeq, a predicted model, not a curated record